Nymphaea colorata (pocket water lily) is the source of this 3638-nucleotide messenger RNA. RefSeq names its product pentatricopeptide repeat-containing protein At1g76280. The coding region runs from base 466 to 3063 and encodes 865 amino acids. The record is from RefSeq and is a predicted model, not a curated record. Lineage: Eukaryota; Viridiplantae; Streptophyta; Magnoliopsida; Nymphaeales; Nymphaeaceae. The transcript has 13 exons. Gene Ontology annotation, molecular function: protein binding.
ACGUAAAAAACCCUGCCUACUGAAAGUGAAGUUGAAAAACAUUCCGGGCGGUGGGAAACCUUCCUCACUGGAAAGUACCCCCUCGAAAGUCUAGAAGUGAAAUAAAAGGAGAUUCCGGGAAGCAGGGCGGAGCGAUGAGAAGCGAAUUUGAAAACAGAGGGCCAGUUUCGACGAGAAGCGAAUUUGAAAACAGAGAGCCAGUUUCUUAGCAGCGGUACUGAAUUGGGCCGAUGUUUCGAUAAAAUCCGGUCAUAGUAUUCCUCCUCCUCGGCCGCCUUGAGAGCGGCGCCUCCCGCCCGCAAGUGGCCCGGGCCGAGCUCUCUUUCUUUCUCUCCUUUCCUCAAUAUGAAGCCUGAGGUCGACGCAAGGAGUUUGUCGAUAGUCCCUUUGCUCCUUCAUCUCCACUGGCAUUUUGACACUCUUCAUUGAUCGAUCGAUUUUGCUCGUUCAGCUCGUCGUUCAUUCAUGUUCAAGUUGCUGAGGCUUCCUCUCCGGCUUCUUUCCGGCUCGUGCCGGGGCCUCUCUCGCAACUUAAGUAGGAGCAAUGUCACGUUGGUGGAAUCUGAACAAUGGCGUUCUUCCUACCUAAGAGGUUACGGGCAUUUAGCACUUCUGGAACAGUCAAGAACAAGGCAGAUGAAUGUUCAGAUUGUGGAUGCAUUACGCUUUGGGGAUGAGGGGAAGGCUUCUUGUUUGCUUUGGAAUAGUGAUUGCAAACAGUUAUCUGCUGAGGAUCUUCUCCCCAUUCUUGGGUACUGUUCAACGGCCCCUAAGCCACUGUUUGCGAUGGAGGUAUGGAAAUUCAUGGAUGAAAAAAACAUUAAAGUCAACCAAAAUUGCUCAACGCUUAUGCUUCUCUCUUUGAUUAAAAGUGGCUAUCUAGAUCAGGCACUUAAUUGGUUGAAGCUGCUUGGGAAGAGUCAUCAAACAAAGCCUCAUCUGUCCAUUUUUAAUGCCUUCUUGCGUAGUUGCAACCAAAAUUCAGACCUUGCAAAUGAGUGUUUGCAACUGAUGGAUGAACAAUUUAUUGGCAGGUCUGAGGAAACCUAUGGAGAGCUUCUUAAGCUCGCUGUUCAGCAGCAUAAUCUCGUUGCAGUUAAUGAAAUUUGGGAGGAAUACAGAAAAUACUACACACCACGACUUGUCUGCAUCCACAAAUUUAUAUGUGCUUUUUCAAAACUAGGGGACUCAAGAUCUGCAUAUGAUACCUUGCAAUAUAUGAUCAAAGCGACAUGUCCAGCUGCUGCAGUUAAAGUGCCAUGGAAGCAGCGACGUUAUGCAUCAAGACUUGAUAUUCCAAUACCAUCCAUCAAUCAGCAUUCAAUUUCAUUGGGCUCUGGAGUAGCCGGUGAUGAUUCUGUUGAGUCUGUGCCUAGGAGUAGUGUAUCUGAUGCAGAGUUGAAAGCAGACACAAUUUUGAGUAACUGUGAUGGUAAAUUUGGUGAAAAUGAUUGUGUCUUUCCUACCAUGCCACAGGAAGUAUCCCUUCAGGAGAACCAAUUUUGCAGAGAAAAUGUUGUGCUUAAUUCUAGCAGUGAAGUUCAGUAUGGCUCAAUGAACCCAGUCAUAUGUGGAAGUACAAAUGUAUCUCCUGUGCAAUGGGGGCUCUCAGAGCGGCUUAAGAAGUUGUUGGUACUGUCUUUUAACAAUGUAAUUCAAGCAUGUGGACAGUCUGAGGACUGUGAAAUGGCUGAGAGCUUACUGCAACAGAUGACAGACCUUGGAUUAAAACCAUCGAAAAACACUUACAGGGGUCUGCUUAGAGCUGUUGUCUCUGUUAAAGGCAUUACCUGGGGCAUGCAAGUGGUUGAAGCAAUGAAAAUGAAAAAAUUGGCUCUUGACAAUGCACUGCUUUCAAUCGUUGCUGUGGGUUACAGCAAAUGUUUGGAAUUGGAUUUAGCUGAAGGCAUGCUGAAUCAAUUGGACGACAAUUCACCAAAGUACAUCUACCCAUUUAACUACUUGCUUGCUGCUUGUGAGAUUCAGGAUGAGCCUGAACGGGCAAUUCGUGUCUUUGAAAAAAUAAAACAUUUGAACAUCAAGCCAAAUAUUAGGACGUAUGAGCUGCUGUUUUCUCUACUUGGAAAGGUGAAUGCACCAUAUACAAAGGGGAAUAUGCUGUCACAGAUUCAUGUUUCAAAGCGCAUACAAGCUGUUGAGAUGGAUAUGGCAAAAAAUGAAAUUCAACAUAGCGCAAAAUCAUUGGAGAAUCUGAUGAGAGUCCUUGGAGCUGAAGGUUUGAUCAGAGAGAUGAUUCAUUACCUUGAUGUAGCAGAACACUAUGUCACUGGAAAUGAUGCAUCAGCAUUUACAGCUAUGUAUAACACAGUACUUCAUGAGCUAGUUGAAACAAAGGAAAGUUACAAGGCGGCUGAAAUUUUCAGAAAAAUGAAGCUAUUUAAGAUUCCUUGCACCACUAUGACAUACAAUAUUAUGAUACACUGCUGCAGUAUGACUAGAUGUUAUCGUUCUGCAUGUUCCCUCCUGGCUAUGAUGCUGCGUGAUGGACUCCAACCGGUUAUUCAAACUUUUACUUCUCUUAUAGAGACAGUGGCAGGUCAAAAUUUUCUUGAAGCAUUGUACUUUCUGGAUCAAGCAAGCUCUGCAGGAAUCAAAUCUGAUGUCGUACUUUACAAUGCGAUCCUUGAAAAGGCAUAUUUUAAGCGUCGACUGGACAUACUUGAGCUCAUUAUUGAGCGGAUGCACCUGGAGAAAGUUCAACCUGAUCCCACUACUUGCCGUUAUGCAUUAUGUGCUUAUAUCUAUCAUGGGUUUCAUAGUACUGCAGUGGAAGCACUGCAAGUACUAAGCAUCUGGAUGAUAUCACAAGAUGAAGAUAAGCAGCAGGAAUUUCGUUCGAAGUAUGAGGAUCUUGUGCAGAGUGAAGACCCAGAAGUUGAGCACCAGAUAGUGGAGAUUUUCAAGGACUCCAAGGAAUAUUUGGCUGUUGCACUCUUAAACCUGAGAUGGUGUGCACUUAUGGGGGUUUCACUAUCAUGGCUACCUGCUGAAAGUCCCUGGGCUAGAAGGCUUGCUGGUUCCUGUGGCAAAACUGAAUAUUAACAUUGAGGUGGUUUAGCUAAAAUCAGCACCUAGUUCAAGGGUGCCCACUCUAAAAUUUAGCACAGCCAACCAAAUUGUGAAGAGCACGUGCCACAUUUUUCAAUGGCAACCUAUCAGAAGCUCGGGGAAUCUUCUCCAGGUGGAUUUGUUGGAAUUCAAGGUUCUGACCUCUAACGCUCCCUGAUUUCCCAUCCCAAGGGGCUCCAAAGCAACUUUGCACAAAUAUUCAGGUCCCUUGAUCACAAAUAAAGGAUUAAGGAUUUUUCAGAAGUGGUUUACAACACCUAUCUGCACAAGCUGUAGAUAUAUUCUCAUCAAGAAAUCAUGCAGAUAAAUGACGUCUGCUGGGGUGCGGUCUUUCUUAGAUAUGCAGAGAGAAAAUAAUGUUGCUUGUGUCAUUCUGCCUCUGUUGUAUCAGUUUGACCAUUUUUUGGAUGGAGCCGAGGUGUAUCCAUUCGCAUUUGUCUGAUUAUGUUUUUCUUCUGUAAUUUAUUCGCACAUUUGAUGCUUACAUAUGAAAUUCUAGUGAAUGGAAUAAACCGUUCCUAAUGAUAAACAAGCGACAAACUUGGGCA